Leptopilina boulardi is the source of this 5667-nucleotide messenger RNA. RefSeq names its product tripeptidyl-peptidase 2. The record is from RefSeq and is a predicted model, not a curated record. Gene Ontology annotation, molecular function: tripeptidyl-peptidase activity; serine-type endopeptidase activity. Lineage: Eukaryota; Metazoa; Arthropoda; Insecta; Hymenoptera; Figitidae. The coding region runs from base 55 to 3900 and encodes 1281 amino acids. Gene Ontology annotation, cellular component: cytosol. Gene Ontology annotation, biological process: proteolysis. The transcript has 17 exons.
CUUUUUUUUCAAUUCCCGGUGGCCGCUAAAGUGCUAUUGAAUAGCAUUUGAAAUAUGGCAGACGUAGUUGAUUGUAAUUUUCCUGUUUGGGGCCUUCUGCCAAAAAAAGAAACGGGCGUUACUCAGUUUAUUACUAAAUAUCCUCAAUACGAUGGCCGAGGUGUUAUUAUCGCUAUUUUCGACUCUGGAGUUGAUCCUGGAGCACCUGGUUUACAGAUAACGUCCGAUGGAAAACCAAAAGUAAUCGAGAGAUUUGACUGUAGUGGAGCUGGAGAUGUUGACACAAGCACAAUCGUACAAGCAACAGACGGAUCCAUUGCAGGUCUUACUGGCCGAGAAUUAAAAAUUCCAUCUUCCUGGAGAAAUCCAACUGGGAAUUAUUAUAUUGGAGUAAAAAAUGCAUAUUCACUUUAUCCUUCUAAAUUACGGGAAAGAAUUGAAGCCACUCGAAAGAAACGUUUGUGGGAUGACGGGCACAAAACAGCUUUGGCGGAAGCUACAAGACAACUACAAGUAUUUGAUGCAAAACAUCGUCAGUUAUCAACAUGGGAUGAAAAAUUGGAAAAAGAGGAACUUGAAGCUAGAGUUGAAGUAUUAACAAAUGCAGAAAAAAAAUAUGUUGAUGUAGGACCAACUUAUGAUUGUGUAUUAUUUCACGAUGGAGAAAUGUGGAGAGCAUGCAUUGAUACUUCCGAGGAAGGUAAUUUAGAAAAAGGAGUUUAUCUUGGCGAGUAUUCGAUUACACAUGAAUACAAACCACUAACACAGGAAGACCAACUCAAUGUUUCAAUCAACGUUCACGACGAUGGAAACACUUUAGAAAUAGUUAGUGUAUGCUCCGGACAUGGUACACACGUGGCAUCAAUAGCUGCUGCCAAUUUUCCGGAACAUACUGAUUUAAAUGGUGUUGCUCCAGGUGCUCAAAUAAUUUCACUCACCAUUGGAGAUGGAAGAAUUGGUACAAUGGAAACUGGAACUGGUAUUGUUAGAGCAAUGAUAAAAGUAAUGAGUUAUAAAGAAAAAGUACACGUUAUUAAUAUGAGUUAUGGUGAACAUACAAAUUGGUGUAAUUCUGGUAGAAUUGGAGAACUUAUGAAUGAAGUUAUUGAUAAAUAUGGAGUAACAUUUGUUUCAUCUGCUGGAAAUUUAGGACCAGCUCUAUGCACAGUUACCACACCUCCUGAUAUAUGCACAAGCAGUAUUAUUAGUGUCGGCGCUUACGUUUCGCCUGAUAUGAUGCUUGCUGAAUAUUCUCUACGUGAAAAAAUGCCAGGCAUGCCAUUCACGUGGUCAUCCCGGGGACCAACGAUGGACGGUGGUUUCGGAAUCACGGUUUGUGCGCCAGGAGGAGCAAUUACUAGCGUACCAAAUUAUACACUCCGAAAAAGUCAACUUCUUAAUGGCACUAGUAUGGCAAGUCCUCAUGUAACCGGUGCUGUUGCUGUUCUCAUAUCAGGACUUUUAGCUAAGAAUUGUCCAUAUUCUCCAUACAGUAUAAAACGAGCACUGGAAAAUACAGCAUUAUAUGUUGAUAAUCUCGAUCCAUUUGCUCAAGGUUCAGGUUUACUUCAAGUGGAACGUGCAUUUGAAAAUUUAGUAUCUCACGCACAAUCAGCUGAGAGAGAUGUGAGAUUUUCAAUUGGCUGUGGUGUUAAUAAUGCAAAAGGAAUAUUCUUAAGAUCUGGUAUUGUUGAUCGACCAAAAGAUUAUGCCGUUGUUGUUGAACCAAUAUUCAUGGAUAGCGAAAAUAUUGAUCCAACGCGAAAAAUUAAUUUUAACAUUAAAUUAUCAUUAGUUUCGGAUGCAUCGUGGGUACAUUUUCCAUCACAUUUUGAUCUUAUGCAUAUGCCAAGGGCAUUUGCUAUUCGAGUUGAAGGUUCAAAUUUACCAGAAGGUGUUCAUUCAACAAGUAUUCGAGCUUACGAUGUCAGUAACGUUGAUAAAGGACCCGUUUUUCGCAUUCCUGUUACACUUAUUCAACCAACUGUUAUUUCAAAAAGUGCCACACUUCCGGAUUUAAAUUUCACGGAUGUUUUAUUUAAACCUAAUACAAUUGUUAGGCAUUUUAUUAUUGUACCUGACGAUUCAACAUGGGCAGUUCUGAAAUUAAAAGGCACGGAAAAAGAUAAAAAUGGUCGAUUUGUGACUCAUACUGUUCAGUUGAAACCUCGUUUGUCUUGUAAAAAUCUCGAAGUCAAUAAAAUGAUUAAUGUUUCAUCACAGGCGGAAAAUGUUCAAGGAUUCUCUGUAGAGGGUGGAAUUAUUUUGGAAGUAGCUGUGGCAAAAUAUUGGGCUAAUUUGGGUGACAUUCUAAUUAAUUAUUCGAUAGAAUUCCAUGGACUUCGUAUGAUAGGCGGUGGCCUUACAAUGCAACCUGGUGACGGUUAUCAUAGAAUUGAAUUAAGAAGUUCGUUGAGAAAUGAAGAUGUUGUACCAAGUUGUUCUCUAAAAUCAUCUGUACAAGUAUUGAGGCCUACAGAUUCGAAAAUUCUCCCAUUAAAAAAACGAGAUGUUAUACCACCAGCUCGACAAAUUUAUGAAUUACAAUUAACUUACACAUUCCACAUAGCGAAAGCAACUGAAAUUACUCCUAAUGCUGCAUUAUUUAGUGAGUUACUUUAUGAAAAUGAAUACGAAAGUCAAUUGUGGAUGAUUUACGAUUGUAAUAAACAGCUUAUUUGUUGUGGUGAUGCGUAUCCUUGCAAAUAUACGGUACAAAAAAUAGAGAAAGGUGAUUAUACGCUAAAAAUGCACAUUCGACAUGAAAAACGAGAAUUACUUGACAAAUUAACAGAUAUGCCAAUGUUAUUGACACAAAAACUUGGUACACAAGUAAAUCUCGAUGUUUAUGCUAGUCAAUCUCAAGCGCUCGUUGGUGGUAAAAAAAUGGUGUCGGCAUCAAUUCCACCUGGACACACAAUGCCAUUUUACAUUGCUCCUUUAAGCAAUGAAAGCAAGCUUUUCAAAGGUGCAACACUGGGUUCAUAUCUUUUGGGAACAAUAUCAUUUUGCAAGGAUGAAAUUGGAAAGAAAGUUGAUUGUCACACAUUCAAGUAUGUUUUGUGUGAGCCACCGAAAAAAUCAAAUUCCAAUGGAAAAGCAGAGAAAGAUCAAUCCAAAUGGGACGAAUAUAAUGAAGCAUUGAGAGAUCUUAAGUGUAAUUGGCUUUCAAAAUUGGUACCAUCUAAGAGUAAAUUGGCUUAUCCAUAUGAGGAUCCUAGCGGACGUCCCAUUGUUGAACCUGGAGAACAUACACACAAAUUAUAUGUGGAAUUAAAGUCAGAUUUUCCUGAUCAUUUGCCAGUUUAUACUUCUAUGUUGUCAUCAUUGGAUUUAACAGAAGCAAGACGUCACGUACCACACGACGAUUUACCAGACACAUCGCUCAAUUAUGCAAAUCAAAUGCUUGCCGUUGCCGAUAAAGUUAUAUGUUCAGUUGAUCAAAAUAAAAUUUUAGCAUAUUUCGGUUCAAAGACUGAUCAAGGACCCGAUGCUGCAAAAACCAAAACAACAAUGGAAAAACAAAGGAAUUGUUUAAUUGAAGCUUUAGUGAAAAAAGGCUGUGCUUUAUCACGAUUAUAUGUUGGUAGAACAAAAGUUGAGGGCGAAGGACCGAAUAAGGAGUUACUUGAAAAUUUUUGGGAUGUUUGGAAGGAGGUUCAAAAGUUUUCCGAACCAAAUGACAUUAAAGCCAUUUCUCUUAAUUUAUGGCACGCGCAUCUCAACAAGCAAUACGGACGAUAUAUGAAAUUAUUGACACGUUAUUUAGAAGAGAAAGCGGUAAAAGAAAUUGACGAAAGAAGCAUAGCAGUGGCUCAUAAAUUGGGAUGGACCCAUUAUGCAAAUCACGUUAGUGCAAGUUUACCAACACGUUAUCCAAAAUCAUAUAAACCAUUUUGAUUGGCAUUAAUUUAAAAUUCAAAAAACGUCAUUUUUAAUCUUCCAUCUCUAUUUUUUUAAUCAUAUAUACGUUUUUCUACAAAACAAUGGUAUUAAUAUUCAAAUAAGGUCCGAAGCAACAAAAAAAAAAAAAAAAAAAAAAAAAAAAAAAAAAAAAAAAAAAGUAAAAAAUAAGUUUCGAAGAAACUUAGGCAAAAAAAAAAAAUAAAAAAAGAACGGUAGGUAAGAAAAAUUACAAAACUGACAAAUGAAAUGAACAUUUGUGAUUUUUGUAAACGCACUUGAAUUUCGGACGUCGCACACAAAUUGACAUGAAAACAAAAGAAAGUAUAAAAAGCACUAAUUUUUUUUUCUAACAAAAAAAAUAUACACAUUUGCGUGUUUUUAUAAAAUUUCACUAAGAUUUUACAAUUUUAGACUAAUAUUUAUAGUAAUAUUUACGUAAAACCCUCAUUUAGAAAAAAAAAAUAUUCAAAUAAUAAUUAACACAAAAAAAAAAACUACAAAUGUGCAAUUAUAAAAGAAAAUAUUAAUAUUCACUUCAUACAAUGAAAUUGUAAUCACAUUUUUUUUUAUACUUUUAAAAAGACUGCUAAAAUUUAUAUCAACUAGUCAAUUGAUAACAUUGACAAAAAAAAAAAAAAAUUGAAAAGAACAUAUUUGCCGCCUUGAGGGUUUUUUGUAUUGUAAAUGAAAUUUUGUAUGGUUUUCACAAUUAUGAUGAAAAUAAUAAUUUCCUUUAUCUAUUUAACUGUUGAAAGACAUCCAAAUUUUAGAAUAAUUUACAUAUUUGACAUGAACUUUCAAUGGUAAAAUUGAUAAUUACUACGACAAGAAAAGUCUUUUAAAAAAAAAGACUUAAUUAAUAAAAGUGGUUUGUAAAGUUUACACAAUUGUAAGCAAACUAUUUAAUUUUUUUAUUAUCGAUUUCAUUGUUGAAAGGUAUUAAAAGUUGAGAAUUUUUCUUCUUCUUUUCGAUCAACUUUCAAUGCUGAAAUCGAUAAUGGCGAUGAUGAUGAUGAUAAAAUGAUGAUGAUGAAAAUAAAAAAAAGUCUUAAAAAAAGACUCAAAUUAAUAAAAAAAAAAAAAAAAAAAAAAAAAAAAAAAUAAUAAUAAUGUAAGUUUGCACAAUAUUGUGAACAAAUUUUUAAUUUCUAUUUUCGAUUUUAUUGUUGAAAUUCUUUUUCUUUUCUAUUAACUUUCAAUGAUAAAAUCGAUAAUGAUGAUGAAAAUAAAAAAAAGGUCUAAAAGGACUUUAAAAAAAACAAUAUAAAUUUGCACAAUAUUGUGAACAAACCUUUAAUUUAAAUUCUAUUAUCGAUUUUAUUGUUGAAAAACAAAAAAAAAAAUGUUGCUUUUCUUUUCAAUGGUAAAAUCGAUAAUAGUGGUGAUGAUGAUGAUGAAAUUAAAAAAAAAAGUCUGAAAAAAUUUACUUUAACGUUUGCACAAUUGUGACUGAAAUAAUUUAAAUUUUACUAUCGAUUUUAUUGUUGAAAAUCUUGAUUUUAUCAACAUUCAAUGAUAGAAUCGAUAAUAGUGGAAAAAAAAGUCGAAAAACUUUAAUGUGAAUGCGCAAUUGUGAACAAACAAUUUAAUUUUUUUAUUAUCGAUUUCAUUGUUGAAAGGUAUUAAAAGUUGAGAAUUUUUUUUCUUCUUUUCGAUCAACUUUCAAUGAUAAAAUCGAUAAUGGUGAUGAUGAUGAUGAAAUGAUGAUGAUGAUGAUAAUAAAAAAAAAAGUCUAAAAAUGACUUAAGUAAUAAAAAUAAA